AUGACUUCCGAGCUCGUGAAAGCAUUCAACGCACUCCCUCGUAAAGAGACAGCGCCCUCGGACGAAGAACUCAACGAGUGGCACUUCGAUCUCCGUUACAUGCAACUCGAACCAAACCCUUCGCAUAUCAUCACCCUCAUCCAACCCCAGUCCCAGAUCAUCCACAUUGAACGCCUUCCCGUAGGCCUACCCACCAACCAAAGUGGCAUCGAAUACUUUCCUGAAUCAGCCAAAGAAGCCGCACCAGAAGUGGCAAAAGCCUUCCUCCAUGCCUUUGUCAACAACAUUGGGCAAUCCACGACAACCAACGCCCCACCGGCGUUCGCACCAUGGAAGUUGACGACGGAAGAUAAGGACCUAGCAUCUGCCGUCAGCGACGAGCUCAAGCGGAUUGGCGUUCGCCCUCUCGAACUAUGCACGAUCACGUUGUCCAAAACCCAGACAAACCGUAUCAUGCAAAAAGCCUUCACGCGCCUCUUCGCCAACCUCAAAACGGCUGCUGGGUAUACAGGUACUGGGUCCGCGGCUAUCACGACACCACAGCCAUUCACGUUCUGGAACUUCAAACCUGACCCCCAAGAGAUGUCGCCCCGGCGUCGGUCACAGUCGACCGACGAAUCAGAUGAAGUGAAGAGGGUCAAUCUUGCGUUGAGGUAUAUCGAGACGUGGACGAAUUCACGUCCCCCUGACCCGAGUCAGGUGGAUUCAAAGUCUUUUAUGCCACAGGUGAAGAGGGAGCUGGAAGUUCUCUUGAAGGUGCUGGAUAAGAGACCCGAGGGGAAGGUCAAAGCUGACGCGGAUGCGGGGGAUGCAGAUGCUGCGUUGGAUUAUGGGUUGAGACUCUCAGUGGGUCUGUGCUGCACCCGGGACCGCCCCAAAUCCCGCGUCUACUUUAUCAAAGCCAUCCUUUCCCCGGGAGCCUCAGACAAAACCAAAGCAACCGCCCACGGGGCACUGAUAUAUUGGCAUCUCUACUCUUUGCGAACCGACUUGCAGAGUCGGUACGUCCAAGCAGCAUGCCACCAUGCUAACAUCGCCGCGCGCCUCUGUCGUAUGAUCAACCCCCCCUCCACUCAUGUAACCCCUGCGAUUCUCGAGUUCAUGCAUCACGUCCUUAAACGCAUGGCGAAAAACGUGCCAGAGCUGUGUUUGCUCUAUAAAGACGCGGUUGACGGUUACAAGGAUAGAAACAAGCAGGUUGCGGAAGAGAGGGAGAAGAUGCAGGCAAAGAGGCUGAAAAACCCACAGAGAUACCGGUGUGCAGCCGUGGGGUGUGGUAUUGAGGCUGAUACAGGGAAGAUGUUAUCCAAGUGUACGACUUCUCUCUUUUUCCUCCGUCCGUCCGGGCCCGUUCUAACAACAGGUGAAUGUUCCGUCAUCGACGACGGAACUUAUGACGCGGGUCCAAUGGAAUCUGUGGGUGGGGUGAUACAGGUGCCAAUCACACAUAAUGGGUCGACGGUCUUUGUGAGCAGUUCGACGAUGGACGUGAAGAGGUUGAAGGAGAUGAAGGCAAUGGUGGAAGGGUGGGCGCAGAGAUUCCCCUUGGGUGUCCAGAUGGGCCUGCGAUGGAGUUUAACUCUUUCGGUUGCCUAA
Molecule: messenger RNA, 1596 nt
Organism: Laccaria bicolor S238N-H82
Lineage: Eukaryota; Fungi; Basidiomycota; Agaricomycetes; Agaricales; Hydnangiaceae
Exons: 5
Coding region: 1-1596 (531 amino acids)
Source: RefSeq, a predicted model, not a curated record